Molecule: messenger RNA, 1569 nt
Organism: Ustilaginoidea virens
Lineage: Eukaryota; Fungi; Ascomycota; Sordariomycetes; Hypocreales; Clavicipitaceae
Exons: 3
Coding region: 1-1569 (522 amino acids)
Cellular component (GO): nucleus
Source: RefSeq, a predicted model, not a curated record
AUGAUGCCCGGUUGGUCAGCCACGCAACAAGCGCAUGGCGUCUCCCAACAAGCACAUGCACAAGCACAACCUGCAACCUACAACUACGCCAACCCUGCGUUUGUUCCUGUCCAAGUUCGCCAGGCCUUCAACCCAUACACUCCUCCGACACCGCCAUCGUACGCUGGUUACGUCCCGCCGGCACCAAACCACCCCCCAGUUCUCGUGCCCACCCCGCCUGACGCUGCUCAAACAGAGCCGUCCAAGACGAAAACGGAAUGGCCUAAAUCAGUUCGCAACUACGUCCAGCGAUCAUUCCUGCCCCAAAAUGAUGACCCUUCAGUUUCCCGCGCAGAAGUCGAGGCAAAGCUUAAGGAGACGAUCGGCACUGCCAAAGAAAACGGCACGUUGUUUACUAUAGAUUGGGAUGCCGUGCCACUCCCCCACGCCCUUGUGAAAGCCGACCGUGAUGCGCUGUAUAAUCGCGGUAUUUUUGCCUCGUCUCCGCCUGAACCUCGAGCCAACUCCAAGAAAAGAAAGUCGUCCGAUUUUGCCAAUGGUGACUCGAGCCACAAGUCACGGCACAAUGCUAACUCUCGUUUGUCCCUCGAGGACCGUGUUUCAUAUGCUCCUGCAGACAAGCGCUCCGCGUUUGACGACAGCUCGGCCAAGUCAAGUAAGUUACAAAAAGAGGCAGCCAACAAGCGCAAACGCCGCUUCGAGAACGAGCAACAAAAGGCUGGUUGUAGGUCACCCAGCCCAACGCUGCCGUCUUCGGGUCCCAUCAUUGGAACCAGUGAGGUUUUGGAGAAGAGAUAUCUUCGAUUGACCGCCCCUCCUGUUCCUUCCAAUGUUCGGCCGGAGCGAGUUCUUCGCCAAACGCUGGACCUGUUGAAGAAGAAGUGGAGAAAGGAAGGGAACUACUCGUAUAUUUGCGAUCAGUUCAAAUCCAUGCGACAGGACCUUACCGUGCAACGCAUAAAGAAUGAUUUUACUGUUUCGGUGUAUGAAAUUCAUGCUCGGAUCGCUCUGGAGAGGGGGGACAUUGGUGAGUAUAAUCAGUGCCAGACCCAACUGCGCUCCCUCUAUGCUCUGGGCUUGAGGGGCAAUCCAAUCGAGUUCAAAGCCUAUCGUAUCUUGUACUUUAUUCAUACUGCCAAUCGCACCGGUCUCAACGACGCGAUGGCGGAUCUAACCACUGCAGAAAAGGAGGAGAGGCCGAUCAAGCACGCGCUGCAGGUUCGGUCGGCUUUGGCCUUGGGAAAUUAUCAUAGAUUUUUUCAGCUUUAUCUUGACACACCCAACAUGGGCGCUUACCUUAUGGACAUGUUUGUCUCUCGAGAGCGCCUGGCCGCCCUGUGCAACCUUUGCAAAAGUUAUAAACCCGAUGUCAAACUUCGGUUUGUGACCGAAGAGCUCGGCUUUGAAUCGGAUGCUGACACUGCGCAAUUCAUCAUGAAUCACAACGGCCAGCCCCUUUUAGAGGACCGCACUGACGACAUAAUCUUUUUGAGUGGUAAAGCCGGUCAGCUUUUCGAAGGCAGCAAAUCCGAAGCUUUCCGCAAGGUUGACAUCAAAGGACAAAUCUGA